Quercus lobata is the source of this 3159-nucleotide messenger RNA. RefSeq names its product pentatricopeptide (PPR) repeat-containing protein. The record is from RefSeq and is a predicted model, not a curated record. Gene Ontology annotation, molecular function: protein binding; RNA binding. Lineage: Eukaryota; Viridiplantae; Streptophyta; Magnoliopsida; Fagales; Fagaceae. Gene Ontology annotation, biological process: RNA modification. The coding region runs from base 401 to 2641 and encodes 746 amino acids. The transcript has 2 exons.
AACGCGAAAAUUACGAAAUAGAACCCCACCCGAUUAUAUAAGUGAGAGAGACUGAGAGGGAGAAAGAGAGAUCGAGAGGUGUUUCUCGGCGGCUCCGGCCAAUACUCGGCAGCUCCAGUUCAAAGAAAGAGAAGACUUUUAAGUUUCACGGUAGCGCCGCCGACAUUGUUUGGGUAAGUUUGAGUAGCUUUUGGGUGAUAGAAAGAAAGAACAACCCGAGCUCUUACACUAAUUCUGGUUUCGCAUUUUAACUAUAUAGGUUGUCGUUUGGUCCUUCGUUUGUUUUGUAUGCAUGGCAACGACAACAACGUUUAAGCUUUCAGAAUUUUAAGGCCACUCAGUCACUACUCACUAGCACCAGGAAUCUUAAAAUUUUUUUAUUUUCUUUGUAUAACGGUUAAUGCCCGCCUUUUCAUUCAGAGUCGUUCAUCUUUCUUCUCUCUUAAAAAUCUCAGCCAAGCUUCAGUGCCGUUUCAUCUAUGCACGCCACUUCGAAACCCAGGUGGCAUUUUCCAAAACCCAUUACCGGAAACUCACGAACCAUGACUCACAACUCCUCCAUUACCUUUCCAAACACAGGCUUCAAGAUGCACGUAACAUGCUUGAUGAAUUGCCUCACAGAGACCAACAUGGCCGAAUUGUUCACUGGACUUCGCUGCUGUCCAAGUACUCGAAGAAUGGCUUUGUUGAUGAAGCCCGGGCGCUGUUUGACAUGAUGCCUGAGAGGAAUGUUGUUACUUAUAAUGCAAUGUUGUCAGGUUAUGUACAGAAUGGGAGGUUAAGUGAGGCUUGGCGGUUCUUUGAGGUGAUGCCAGAAAGGAAUGUUGUGUCGUGGACUUCGAUGCUUUGUGGGUUGGCAGAUGCAGGGAGGAUUGAUGAGGCGAGGAGGUUGUUUGUAGAGAUGCCUGAAAGGAAUGUUGUGUCUUGGAACUCGAUGGUGGUGGGGUUGAUUAGGAAUGGGAACUUGGAGGAAGCAAGGAUGAUUUUUCAGCAAAUGCCCGAUAAAAAUGUAGUUUCUUGGAAUGCUAUGAUUGCAGGGUAUGCUGAGUGUUGUAGAAUGGAAGAAGCAAAAGUUUUGUUUGAUGAGAUGCAAGAAAGGAAUGUGGUCACUUGGACUACCAUGAUUGCUGGUUAUUGUAGGGUGGGCAGUGUGGAAGAGGGGUAUUGUCUGUUUAGGAUAAUGCCUGAGAGGAAUGUCGUUUCUUGGACAGCCAUGAUUGGUGGGUUCACCUGGAAUGGCUUCUAUAAAGAAGCUUUGUUGCUUUUUCGUGAAAUGAGAGGGUGUUUUGACUUAAAACCAAAUGAGGAGACUUUCGUUUCACUUGCCUAUGCUUGUACUGGAAUGCGUUUUCCUCGUCUAGGCAUGCAAUUACAUGCUCAGCUGAUUAUUAACAGUUGGGACUGCAAUGAUUAUGAUGGCAGGUUAUCUAGAAGCCUCCUUCACAUGUACUCUAUGUUUGGUAUGAUGGAAUUUGCGCACUAUAUUUGUUCGAAGAACCCUAAUAAAUGUAUUGUUCAAUCUUAUAAUUCUUUGAUAAAUGGCUAUAUUCGCAUUGGACAGCUGGAAAAGGCUCAAAAUUUGUUUGAUGUGGUACCUGUUCGAGAUAAGAUCUCAUGGACUUCUAUGAUAAAUGGCUAUCUCAGUUUUGGGCAAGUAUCGAAGGCAUGUCAUCUUUUUUACAAUAUGCCUGAGAGAGAUGCAGUUGCAUGGACUGCAAUGAUUUCAGGGCAUGUCCAAAAUGAGCUUUUUGCAGAAGCUACACACUUAUUUUCGGAAAUGAGAGCUCAGGGUAUUUCACCUCUAAAUUCUACUUAUUCUACUCUUCUUGGAGCCACAGGUGCAUUGUCACAACUUGAUCAGGGGAGGCAAUUCCAUUGCAUGCUGAUGAAAACAUUAUAUGAAUUUGACUUGAUUCUUGAAAAUUCUCUGAUCUCAAUGUAUGCAAAAUGUGGGGAGAUAGAGGACGCAUAUUGCAUAUUCUCAAACAUGAUUUACCGGGAUUCGAUUUCUUGGAAUUCCAUGAUCAUGGGGUUUUCACAUCAUGGGCUGGCAAAUGAAACUCUGACAAUAUUUGAAGACAUGCUUAGAUCUGGGAACCACCCAAAUUCUGUUACUUUUUUGGGUGUCCUAUCAGCAUGUAGCCAUGCAGGGUUGGUGAAUCGAGGGUGGGAGUUAUUUAGUGCUAUGAGUGAUGCUUAUGCAAUUCAACCAGGUUUGGAGCAUUAUAUUUGUAUGAUUAAUCUUUUAGGCCGAGCUGGGAAAGUAAAAGAAGCAGAGGAGUUAGUCUUGAGGCUCCCUCUUGAACCUGAUUAUGCUAUUUGGGGGUCACUGCUUGGUGUCUGUGGGUUCCAUGAGACAAAUGCCGAGACUGCUAGGCGUGCAGCCAAAUGCAUCCUUGAGCUGGAUCCUUUAAAUGCACCUGCCCAUUUGGUGCUUUGUAACAUAUAUGCAGCAAACGGACGGCAUGUGGAGGAGACAAUGUUGAGGAAGGAGAUGAAACUGAAGGGUGUUAGAAAGGCUCCUGGCUGUAGUUGGAUAAUGCUGAAAGGGAAAGCUCACGUGUUCCUGUCAGGAAAUAAAUUACACUCACAAGUGGAUGAUAUGUUAUCUCUCCUAUAUGUGACAGUAGGUGAAUCGUAAGAAAGUGGGUGAAAUAUUGAAGUUUGGGGAAGUUCUGUUUAUUGUAUAGAAGCAUAUAUUGGUGAGGCUCAUCCUACACAUUUUCACCUUCCAGAGACAUUUUUUUAUUUGAGUUAAGACAAAUCUGUUAAAGAUUUUACCUUUUGAACUGGUCAGUCAUCAGUGGAUAUGCUACCACAAGCAUGGUAUUGUCAUCUCCUAUGGUUAUGAAGCGGGCCUGUAUAUUCCAAUUGAGUCUAUUAAUCAGCUGAGAAUGGUUAGCAAUGGUUGUCAUUGAGAAAGAGCAAUGCAGUUCUAGUCGUGAAAGGAACCUAUAAAACUAAUAGAAGUUAAAGUUGGUUUGAUUCAAUGCUACACCUUAACACCAAGCUUCCUCCUUGUAGUAUAGUAAAAUGACAUCCUGUUCCAGCAUAGCAGGCUUUUUAAUGGAGGCAUUGAUAUUGAAUAAUGGCGGCACCUGCAUAUUCAGGAUCCAACUCUCUUAAAGAAUAUCUGAAAAGAUAUGGAAUAAAUGAUGA